Dromaius novaehollandiae (emu) is the source of this 2629-nucleotide messenger RNA. It is a transcript of the gene GDAP1L1, whose product is annotated as ganglioside induced differentiation associated protein 1 like 1. The transcript is spliced from 6 exons. The coding region runs from base 400 to 1503 and encodes 367 amino acids. Lineage: Eukaryota; Metazoa; Chordata; Aves; Casuariiformes; Dromaiidae. The record is from RefSeq and is a predicted model, not a curated record.
UGCUGCUUUGCAAGCAAGGCUCCGGGCAGGCAAACCUCCUGCUGGCCAUUUUAAAGCCGGUAUCUCCUGAUGCCAAUGCUCAUUACCUAUCUGCCACAUGUAAAACGCCCACAAGCCUCAGGCUCUGCUGCAAAAUGCUCCUAGCGAGAGGCAGGGGCUGGAGCUGCCCCGCAUUCCCGGCUCGGCAAGCAGGCGGCAGGGGCGGCCGCUGCUGACUCGGCUACUCCAGCGGCCCGUUUCCAUGGGGGCCCCGAGAGCAGCGCGCCCGGCCGCGGGGACCCGCGCGUGGUGCCGCCCGGCGCGGCCCGGAGUGAUGCUGUUGGCGGGAGCCAUGUGAUUGAUGCUGGGUAGCGCGGCCCGCGCCAGCCCGGCGAGCGCGCGUCCUGCUCGCAGCCCGUCAUGGCGACUCCCAACAACGUUACUCCCACCAACUGCAGCUGGUGGCCCAUCUCCGCGCUCGAGAGCGAUGCGGGCAGAGCCAAGGAGGGGGAGGAAAACCAGGACCCGGCAGACCCCGCGCCCGGAGCCCAGGACAGGCUGGUUUUGUAUCACUGGACCCAGUCCUUCAGCUCGCAGAAGGUCCGGCUGGUGAUCGCAGAGAAGGGGCUGCCCUGCGAGGAGCGGGACGUCAGCAUGCCCCUGAUGGAGCACAAGGAGCCCUGGUUCAUGCGGCUCAACCUCGGCGAGGAGGUGCCCGUGAUCAUCCACAGGGACAACAUCAUCAGCGACUACAACCAGAUCAUCGACUACAUGGAGAAGAACUUCACGGGAGAAAACGUCACCCAGCUGAUCCCCGAGCCGGGCAGCCUGCUGCACUCGCGGGUGCUGCAGUACCGGGAGCUCUUGGACUCGCUGCCCAUGGACGCCUACACGCACGGCUGCAUCCUGCACCCCGAGCUCACCACCGACUCCAUGAUCCCAAAGUACGCGACCGCUGAGAUCCGCAGACACCUGGCCAGCGCCAGCACCGAGCUGAUGAAGCUGGAGCCCGAGGAGGAGCCCCAGCUGACGGAGCCGUACCUCUCCAAGCAGAAGAAGCUCAUGGCCAAGAUCCUGGAGCACGACAACGUGAGCUACCUGAAGAAGAUCCUCGGCGACCUGGGAAUGGUGCUGGACCAGAUCGAGGCCGAGCUGGAGAAGAGGAAACUCGAGUACCAGGGGCAGAAGUGUGAACUUUGGCUCUGCGGAUGUGUCUUUACCUUGGCCGAUGUCUUGUUAGGAGCUACCCUGCAUCGCCUCAAAUUUCUAGGACUCUCUAAGAAAUACUGGGAAGAUGGCAGCAGACCUAACCUACAGUCCUUCUUUGACAGGAUACAAAAACGCUUUGCCUUCAGGAAAGUUUUGGGAGAUAUACAUACCACGCUCCUCUCGGCAGUGGUACCCAAUGCCUUCAGGCUGGUCAAGCGGAAACCUCCCUCCUUCUUUGGAGCCUCCUUCCUUAUGGGAUCUCUGGGGGGAAUGGGAUAUUUUGCUUAUUGGUAUUUAAAGAAAAAAUACAUCUAAUGCUGGCUGCUUGGUGUUUAGUUUGGUGUCUCUGUGCUGUGUGAAAUUAUGAUGAAGCCUCAGUAACUGUAAUGAAAUUUGAAGCAAGGUAUGAAUAAUUAUAUUGUUUAAUGUAACAUUCCAUAGUCUAGAAGUAGAAACGUAUACUGCAAGGAAAUAAGACAACAAAAAACGUGUCGACUUGUAAAUGCCUUUUUUAGGUUUAAGUAUUCAACUCUAGAGAGGCGUGUGUAGUGCUCGGGGGCCGCGGGGCUCACCCAUGCCCACCGGGAAGCAAGACAGCCUCCAGAGCAGGCCAGCUCCAGUGGGAGAGACGGGAACCCCGGGAAGUCUCCUCGCGCCCAUGUUAAGCAAUGGGACUGGGAUACUCGGGCCUCUACGUUUAUGUUUUCAAAUCGCUCACUGGCCACCUUUCACACAUACGAGCAGUGAGGACUCCUUCUUCUAAAAGCCGCUCUGUUGCUGUGCUCAGAGGCCUCUCCUGGGAGCAGGGAAGACACAGCCGGUUGGGACGGGGUGCAGUAGCUGGUCGCAGUCAAGGUGGAUUAAUGUUCUUUAAUUAUCCAUUUUUCUAUUAUUUUCACUAAAGAAAUAUUUUUUAUUGAGCUGUUCUUAGAAUGUAUCCACUUUCUACAUCUGGUUUUGGUGUGGUUUGGGGCUUUUUUUUUUUUUUUUUUUUAAGAUUUAAUGUCUGUCUUUAACUAAAUGCCGCACUUUUUUCCUGAGAUAAAUAAUUCUGACUUCCAUCCUGAAUUUUGUCACAUGAAGGGGAUUAUCAGUAUUAUUUGUUUUAGCCUGGUGGCUCUUUGCCUUGAAUUUCCUUUCAUGGAUUUGCAAAGCAUCUUUCACCGACUGAGCAUACUGGGACUCUGAAAAAGUACAACCAUUUUCAGAACUUUUCAGCACUUUCCUGAAGACACUUUGGCUUUCUCUUCUGUUGGGGGCUCUUUUCUGUCAUUUCCUCGCUGUGUAUUUUCUUAGAGACACUUUGCACAGAAUCACAUUUAUCACUUUCUUGUGCCUUUUGCAUGUUGGAAAGAAUAAAGGGCCUCACUGCUACUCACGCUUUGAAAACUGAGAUCCUCAAUAAACCAUAUGGGAGGAGUAACCGCUUCACAUUUCUAAA